Messenger RNA from Pterocles gutturalis (yellow-throated sandgrouse), 2197 nucleotides. It is a transcript of the gene CHSY1, whose product is annotated as chondroitin sulfate synthase 1. The transcript is spliced from 2 exons. The annotation marks the transcript as partial. The record is from RefSeq and is a predicted model, not a curated record. Gene Ontology annotation, molecular function: glucuronosyl-N-acetylgalactosaminyl-proteoglycan 4-beta-N-acetylgalactosaminyltransferase activity. Gene Ontology annotation, cellular component: Golgi cisterna membrane. Lineage: Eukaryota; Metazoa; Chordata; Aves; Pterocliformes; Pteroclidae.
AACGUGGUCCAAAACCAUUCCUGGCAAGGUUGAAUUCUUCUCCAGCGAGGGUUCGGACACCUCUAUUCCCAUCCCCAUCGUGCCGCUUCCAGGUGUAGAUGACUCUUACCCACCCCAGAAGAAAUCUUUCAUGAUGCUGAAAUACAUGCAUGACCACUACUUGGACAAAUACGAAUGGUUUAUGAGAGCUGAUGACGACGUUUACAUCAAAGGGGACAAACUGGAGAACUUCCUCAGGAGUUUGAACAGCAGCGAGCCCCUCUUCCUUGGGCAGACUGGCCUUGGCACCACGGAGGAGAUGGGGAAGCUGGCAUUGGAACCAGGCGAGAACUUCUGCAUGGGGGGACCAGGAGUCAUCAUGAGCCGGGAAGUCCUGCGGAGAAUGGUGCCCCACAUUGGCGAGUGCCUGCGAGAGAUGUACACCACCCACGAGGACGUGGAGGUGGGAAGAUGCGUACGGAGGUUCGCAGGAGUGCAGUGUGUAUGGUCCUACGAGAUGCAGCAGCUGUUUUAUGAAAAUUACGAGCAGAACAAAAAAGGUUAUAUCCGCGACCUGAGGAACAGCAAAAUCCACCGAGCUAUAACGCUGCACCCCAAUAAGAACCCCCCGUACCAGUACAGGCUUCACAGCUACAUGUUGAGCCGCAAGAUAGCGGAGCUGCGCCACCGGACCGUACAGCUGCACCGGGAGAUCGUCCUGAUGAGCAAAUACAGCAACACAGAAAUCCACAAAGAUGACCUGCAGCUGGGGAUGCCACCCUCCUUCAUGCGAUUCCAGCCCCGCCACCGGGAAGAAAUCUUGGAGUGGGAAUUUCUUACAGGAAAAUAUUUGUAUUCGGGUGCGGACGGGCAGCCCCCGCGGAGAGGAAUGGACUCUUCUCAGGGCGAAGCGUUGGAUGACAUUGUUAUGCAGGUCAUGGAAAUGAUCAACGCCAACGCGAAGACCCGAGGGAGGAUCAUCGAUUUCAAGGAAAUACAGUACGGCUAUCGCAGGGUAAAUCCCAUGUACGGAGCAGAGUACGUUCUUGACUUGUUGCUUCUGUACAAAAAGCAUAAAGGGAAGAAGAUGACCGUCCCCGUCAGGAGGCACGCGUACUUGCAGCAGACGUUCAGCAAGAUCCAGUUUAUGGAGCACGAAGAGGUGGACGCCAAAGAGCUGGCCAGCAAAAUCAACCAGGAUUCUGGAUCCUUGUCUUUCCUCUCCAACUCACUGAAGAUGUUUGUUCCCUUCCAGCUCAGCCGAUCAAAAGUAGAGAGGAAGGAACUCAAAGACAAGAAGAUCAACAUCCUGAUUCCUCUCUCCGGCCGUUUCGACAUGUUCGCAAGGUUCAUGGGGAAUUUCGAAAAGACUUGCCUCAUUCCAAACCAGAACGUCAAGCUGGUUGUCCUGCUUUUCAACUCCAAUCCCGACAAAGUGAAGCAGAUUGAGCUGAUGAGAGAUUACCGCUCCAAAUACCCCAAGGCCGACAUGCAGGUUUUACCCGUGUCGGGGGAGUUCUCCAGGGCGCUGGCUCUGGAAGUUGGAUCUUCUCAGUUCCAGAACGAAUCUUUACUUUUCUUCUGUGAUGUUGACUUAGUGUUUACCACAGAAUUCCUCCAGCGGUGUCGAGCCAAUACAGUUUUGGGUCAACAAGUCUAUUUUCCCAUCAUUUUUAGCCAGUAUGAUCCAAAGAUUGUUUAUAGUCGAAAAGUUCCUAGUGACAAUCAUUUUGCCUUCACCCAGAAAACAGGUUUCUGGAGGAACUAUGGCUUCGGCAUCACCUGUAUUUACAAAAGUGAUCUUCUCCGAGCAGGUGGCUUUGACGUCUCCAUCCAAGGUUGGGGCCUUGAAGACGUAGACCUGUUUAACAAAGUCAUUCAAGCUGGCUUAAAAACUUUCCGAAGCCAAGAAAUUGGAGUAGUCCAUGUGCAUCACCCUGUUUUUUGUGACCCUAAUCUAGAUCCAAAACAAUAUAAAAUGUGCUUGGGGUCCAAAGCUUCCACUUAUGGGUCCACACAACAGCUGGCUGAAAUAUGGUUUGAAAAAAACGACCCCAAUUUUGGGAAAAGCAGCAAUACGAACGGCUCAGUGAGGACAGCCUAAUGUCCAGCUAUGCUGGAAAAAAAAGACUUUUUUUUUAAUUAUCUAAUUUAUUUUUUGGGAAAAUGUUUUUUGAUAAUUCACUUUUAAAAAGACCACACAGGAUAUAUUUUAGAA